AUGGAUUGGGGUGUCCAGCAAAAGAAAGCCAACCGUUCCACAGAGAAAAACAAGAAGAAGCUGUCUGCCUCUGUGGUAGAAAGCCGCUUGACCAAUGAUAUUUCACCAGAGUCAACUCCUGGAGCUGGACGCAGGAGAGCCCGUACUCCUCAUUCUUUUCCACACAUCAAAUACACUACACAAAUGUCAGUCCCCGACCAGGCAGAACUAGACAAGCUGCGACAGAGGAUCAAUUUCACUGACCUGGAUGAGCAGCGAAGCAUUGGAAGUGACUCUCAGGGUCGUGUUACAGCUGCCAACAAUCAGCGGCAGUUGGCCUCCACACCAGCCAUCACCAAGGAAACAAAGAAACAGAGCCCAGGACAUAGGGAUACUCUGGCCCUUCUGCUUCCAACUAAAGACACUCCACGGCCCAGGCGCAGGAGCUCCGACAGAGAUCUAAUAAGGGACUUUGAAAGAGAUGCGCCAAGAAUUGAUCGCAGUCAGGUGGUUAGUAAACUGGUCCAGAUCCGAGAGGGCAUCACGAAAGCUAACUCCAUGUUGGAUGACUUGGUAAAGAAGAAUGAUGUCCCAGCAAAUGUGGAGCGCCUAUCUCAUCUCAUUGAGGACCUUAAAGAGCAGGAGCGAUCCUAUUUGCGUUUCCUACAGAAGAUGCUGGCCCGGGGGACCGAUGAGGAUGAUGAAGUGGGGACCCAGGACUCUGCUGUGGGCUCAGGUUCUUUGGCAGAGAGCAUCUCUUUAAACAUUGAAAUGCGAUCUACAGAUGUUGCCAUGGGUGGUAUGGCAGAGGCAGGACCAGCUGACCAGAAGGAAGAGCUGGAGAACUUGCGUAAGCAGCAUGAACUGCUAAAGAAGAUGCUGGAGCAGCAAGAGCAGCUCCGAACCCUGCAGGGUCGGCAGGAAGCUCUCAUGGCGAUGCAGCACAGUGCCGAGCAAGCACUGGCUGUCAUUGAGGACACUGUUGUACCUGAAACCACAGGCAGCAUUUCUGGUUUAAGCAUUACUUCAGAACUAAAUGAUGAGUUGAAUGACUUGAUUCAGCGUUUUCACAACCAGCUAAAGGACUCACGGUCCAAAGCGGUACCAGACAACCGUCGUCAGGCAGAAAGCCUGUCCUUAUCCAGAGAGGUGAGCUGGUCGUGUUCGCCUCAAACUGCAGGCCCACCUCAUAGACCCCUUCUUCACUCUGGCUCUGGGCCACACUCUGAACUAGAGGCUGGAGCCACAGCCGCCUGUGCCAAAUUCACAAAGCUACAAGACCUGCAAGACAAGAAACAAACUAUGGACAAGAUCCUACAGGAGCUGCACUCCCUCAGAGAUCAGACACUUAACAAUCGCUCGUCUCGGGGUGUAUCAUCCCAGUGUUUGCCAGGAUCUACAGAUUGUGCCUCCGCCUUGUGUUCUACUGGGGCUUCAGCCUCAACAUCAUUCCAUCCGACACUCGCACAACAGCAACAACACCAAGACGGCUCAAAUUCAACAGACAAGCUCAGGAAACUGAAGGAGGUGCACAAGCGGUUGAAUGAGUUAAGGGAGCUGGUGCAGUACUACGAGCAGACGUCUGACAUGAUGGUAGAUGCAAUCAACGUGAAAGAAGAUGAUGAGGAAGAGGAGGACGAGACUGAGGACAGUUCCAUGUUUGACACUAUGUUCGAUUCUGAGCAGGAGAACCGCCAGUCUGUUACCAACAUACGAAACCCUCAGCGCAGAGGUAAUUGGUCAGAUCUGAACAGCCUGACCAACAGCCGCAGUCCAAGGAGCGCAAACAACCGCGAUGGGAGAUUAAACACAGAAUGUGAGAUUAACAAUCGGUCAGCUGCCAACCUGCGCAGCCUCAAUAUCCCAUCUGCUAUAGCUUGCCAGUACAACAGGGACAGCCCUUUCAACCACGUAAAGGAUGAUGAGGAUGGUCUUGAUACAGUGGCACAGGCCGCCGGAGGAGAGAGUGAGGCCUCGGAGUCCAGUCGCAGAAGCAGUCUGGCCAAUGAUGGAGUGUUUGCUGAGCAGCAAACGGCCAAACAGAAGCUGCGACAGCUACAAGAACUGGUCGCAAUGAUUCAGAGUGAUGACACAGAUGGAACCACAGCAAAUGAGGAUGAGACUCUACAUCAGCAGCCAAACAACACCAGGUCUACUGGGUCUGGGGCCAAACAGAACCCCAGAGACAUGGUUCUGUCCAGUCAUGCCAGGGAGAAACUGUAUGAGGAGAAACUGCGUCAGCAGAAAGAGGAGCUGGAGCAGCUCCAUGAAGAGCGCCAGAGGCUGAUGGAAAUCCAAGGAAAAAUCCAGGAUUUGCAGUGGGUCUGCCCUGACCUUCAGUCCUCAUUGUCAAGCACACUGAGUCAGCAGGGCCUUUUGAGAAAGGCUCCAAUAGCUAUAUCCACUCCAGCUCCUGUGCUGGUUUCUCAGUCUCCUGCAACCAAAAGAAAUGCCUCUGGUCUCAAACCCACUCCUCAAGAAGCUGCAACGUCCUCAGUCACAGACAAUGAGCUGUGGUCUGAAAUGCGUCGGCACCAGAUCCUGCGGGAGGAGCUACGGCAACGCAGGAAGCAUCUAGAGAGUCUGAUGGCCGAACACCAGAGACGCAGUGGAAAUAGUGACUCCACGCACAGGACUGAUGACCAGGAGGAUGUCACGACCACUACCUCCCUGCCCAUCAGCAGAGAUGAGAGGACAAUGGCGACUUGGGGUUCCUCUCCCUGCAAUCUUGAUGAUGAUGAGGCAGAUCAAUAUCAGGAGAUGGCUGUGGAGGAGCGAGAGGAGAAUGAAUGUUCUACAGAAGAUAGCUCGGAUGAGGACUUCCAUGUCUACUCCAAUCGAAACCAGCGCUCCUAUAGCAACAGAAAUAAUCAAGGGUGCAAUUUGAAACCACCAUCGAACUUUUCAAAUGGAGAUAGUGAACAGACAUUUAACAGCAAAGCCAAUACUGAACAGCAGCAGGGUAGAAAUCUGAAUCAGUCAUCAGGUCAACAGCAGAGCAGCAUGCGGCGUCAGGAGAACCUGCGCUGGGCCUCAGACCUCUCCUUUGCCGAGGGCUCGUGUCACUGGCAGGAGCAGGUCGCACAGCUCCAGAGGCAGCUGGACCUGAGCACCAGCAUGUGCCAGACUCUGCUGCAGGACCAACAGACACUGUCCUACAUGCUGCAGACCUUGCUGACCGGACAGUACAGUGUUCUGCCCAACAAUGUGUCCUCGCCACAGGUCCAUCUCAUCAUGCACCAACUUAACCAGUGCUACACGCAGCUGGCAUGGCAGCAGAAUAAUGUGCAGCGGUUGAAACAGGUCCUGAACGACCUUUUGCACCAGCAAAUGCAAGCGUCGUCUUCAGCUGCUGGGUGGCAGAAGCAGGCCUCAUCCCAAGAUUUGCCUUCUUCUGAGGUCUUUCCUCCUUUUUCUUCAAGCCGACCGCCCACAACCAACAACAUGCCAGGAGCUACUAUAUCCCCGUUUGCACCUGGUUUUAACUUGUUUCCCUCAUUUCCUCCGCCCAUGGGAGACUUUCCACAUGGUGCUACAGGACUGCAGAGCUCUGAGCACCAGAAGACUCUCAUAGACCCCAACCUCUCAAUGAAGACAGAAUACAUGAGUUUCCCUCCACCACUGCAGCGGCCCACGCUCAACACCACUGACCGAGGGGCGUCCAGUUGGCUUAACACUUCCUUCACAAACAACUGCGUCCAGCAUCACUCUACCAAACAAGAGGCGUCAGAGUCUCCCACGUCCUCCGACGUCCCUCCGCAUCGCCGCACCCAGCCCCAAGAGUUUGACCGAAGAUCACAAGAAAGCUUCAGCAGCAUGCCUGACCCUGUGGACCCCACCACCGUCACAAAGAUGUUUAAAACGGGACGAAAAGCAUGUGCACAGGCCAACCUGGCCUCCAGAAGCAAGACACCCAAUCAGAAGAGGUGCCGGAGGAGGAACAAAGUGCUCAAUAAGAACAGUGGAGGCCAGGACAGCGACAGUGUCAGCAGCUGUGCCCCUGUGGCCCAGGAGCGGGUAGUCCUGUCCCGACAGAAGAUCCACAAUCAGAGUCUGUUAGAGAAGCUCACCCAGGAGAAACUGGACAGCAAAACCAAGCAAAAUAAACACAACGACCUCUCAUCAGCCUAUGCUUGGAGAACCCCAUUCCUCUCUAACAGAAUUGCAUGCACUGAAGCACCAGAUGCCAGCAGUGACUUCUCCCUGUUCGAGGCUCUGCGGGAGACCAUCUACUCUGAGGUGGCUGCUCUGAUUUCUCAGAACGAGUCCAGGCCACACUUCCUCAUCGAGCUGUUUCACGAGCUGCAGCUGCUCAACACAGACUACUUACGACAGAGGGCUCUGUAUUCACUGCAGGACAUAGUGACCAGACACCUUACGGAGAAGAGCGUGGCACAGCCUGUCCCCGGAGCUGCAGUGUGGACCGCGGGCUCUCAGUCCGAGCUCACCCCCAGUGAGAGUGUGGCCACCAGUGAUGCUGAGGUGGUGGAGAAGAACUUGAGGUUGGCACGGAACAGGAAAAGAGAGGACGCAGAGUCUGUGGGCAAUGACAGCAUCAUGUCCACAUCGUCAAACCUGGAGCCCUUCGCCAGUGAUGACCUUGGCAACACUGUGAUUCAUUUAGACAAGGCUCUGGCCAGGAUUAGAGAGUAUGAGCGUAUGAAGCUUAAGGCUGAGUUUAACCACUGCCAUGGCGGCGCAGCAGCUGUAGGGGGCGCUGAGGCUUCACACAUUGAACAGCGCCCCAAUGUGGAAGGGGCUGCAGCAGCUGUGUUGAACUGCCCCCAGAUCGACACACAACCAUUAGACCGUCAAAUCAAAGCCAUCAUGACUGAAGUGAUCCCCUUCCUCAAGGAAAACAUGGACGAGGUCUGUUCCGUGCAGCUGCUGACGUCCGUGCGACGCAUGGUCCUCACGCUCACGCAGGAGAACGACGAGAGCAAGGAGUUCGUUCGCUUCUUCCACCGCCAGCUGGGAGGACUCCUGCAGGACUCUUUGAACAAGUUUGUGGGACGGACCCUGAAGGAGUGCGGCGAGGACCUCCUGGUGGAGAUCUCCGAGGUUCUGUUCAACGAGCUGGCCUUCUUCAAACUCAUGCAGAACCUGGACAGCAGCAGUAGCACCACGGGCCCCGCCACCAGACCCAAGAUCAGGACCCACACCGAGCACGCCAACAGAGGCCAACGCAAGGCCAAGGAAAACACAAAUAUUGUUGCAGAAAAGACGGUUGUUCUGAAGUACUCUGAUGAAGAUAAGGACUAUGAUGAGGCUGAGCAGGAAGGGAGGUCCAGGCUGCAGCAGCGACAGGAGCAGUACCUUCAAACUGAACUCAACAACAACCACAGCCACACGAGGAGCAGCGACGUUUCCGAGGCCGAGGAGGAUCGAGUGGCCGCGCCUCUGUCCAUCAGUCUGUCUAAAGCAGAAACUCAGGCUCUGACAAACUACGGCAGCGGUGAAGAUGAAAACGAUGAAGACGAGGUGGAGGAGUUUGAGGCCGGCCCUGUGGAUGUGCAGACGUCACUUCAAGUCACAGCGGCUGGACACAUGGAGGCAGAGAAAAUGAGAACGGAAACCCCAGAUGCUGAAGCAGAGCAGACACAGUCUCUGGUGGAGCAAGAGGAUGCAGAGGCCUGCAGUGAGUCACCUGUGGAGUCCAGUGAAGGCGCUGCCCCAGAGCAGGACCAACCCCAAGAGGAGGGCUGUAACGCACACAUGGCUGCUGCCUCUGAAGAAACAGCCUCUCACGGCGAGGACGUCCUCAAAGGCCCUACAAGCUCCAGCAGCCCAGACACAGACUCCCCGGUCAUGAUCAAUGUGGAUGAGGUGGGCAGCGGCAGCACCAGUCAGAAGUCCGACGAGGACGACUUUGUGAAGGUGGACGACUUGCCCUUGCAGCUCAACGUCAUGUGUGAGGAGGAGCUUCAGAAGAGAAUCGUGGAGGAGCAGCAGAAUAAUAACUUGUCGGCUGAGAUCUUGAACGGGAACACAGAGGGGCCGAGUUCAGGGCUGGUGGGCAACGACCACAACCUCAAAGAUCCUGAAGCUGUCUGA
This is a messenger RNA of Knipowitschia caucasica, 6033 nucleotides long. The record is from the annotation of a GenBank genome assembly. Lineage: Eukaryota; Metazoa; Chordata; Actinopteri; Gobiiformes; Gobiidae.